ACUCACACACAAGGUCGAUCACAUAGCAGCAGUGAGCUCACGACUCACAAGUUUCCAGGCCCAAUUUUAAUUAGCGAGUAGUUUGAAGAAUUGCAGCAAUGGUGUGUCGUGUGCUGGUAGCGGCGGUGGUACUGAUGAGCCUGGCGCAGCUCUCCGUGGGGAGCAGGAGGCUGAUGGAGCUGUACAUUCCCCCUGCGAGCGACCAGCUCACGUACCACCACGGCACCGUGCUCAGCGGCGACAUCCCGGUGUCCGUCCUCUGGUAUGGCAGGUUCACGCCGGCACAGAAGUCGAUCGUCUCCGACUUCCUCUUCUCGCUCACCACGGCGCCGGGCGCGGCCACGCCAUCCGUCGGGCAGUGGUGGGGCACCAUCGACCAGCUGUACCUGUCGAGCGCCGCCACGAACGGCGCCGGGCCGGCGACGCCGACGCGCGUGCUCCUCGACGCGCAGGUGUCCGACGAGGCGCGGUCGCUGGGGAACUCGCUCACGCUGGCCCAGAUCGAGGAGCUCGCGGCGCGCGCCGGCGGGAAGAAGGGCGGCAUCGCGCUGGUGUUCACCGACAAGGACGUGGCCGUGGAGGGAUUCUGCAGCAGCCGGUGCGGCAAGCACGGCGCCGAUACCAAGUCCGCCUACAUCUGGGUGGGCAACUCCGUGAAGCAGUGCCCCGGGCAGUGCGCGUGGCCGUUCGCGCAGCCGCAGUACGGGCCGCAGGGGAAGCCCCUGGUGGCGCCCAACGGCGACGUCGGGAUGGACGGCCUGGUGAUGGUCCUCGCCACCAUGGUGGCCGGCACCGUCACGAACCCCUACGGCGACGCGUUCUACCAGGGCCCCAAGGAAGCGCCGCUGGAGGCGUGCACCGCGUGCCCGGGCGUCUACGGCAGCGGCGCCUACCCGGGCUUCCCCGGGAACCUGCUCGUCGACCAGACCACCGGGGCCAGCUACAACGCCAACGGCGUGAACGGGAGGAAGUACCUGCUCCCGGCCUUGUACAACCCGGCGACUUCCACUUGCAGCACCUUGGUGUAGUCGAGUCUGUACUCACUCUGUAGUGAUGUAGUCUGUACCUGGACACCGUCCAUGUUUCUGUACGCUUCCCAAAGUUGUACAUAUACGAGUUUGUUGGACUUGAAACUUGGAAGAAAUGAAACUACUUUGUUCGUUUAAA
Messenger RNA from Setaria italica (foxtail millet), 1167 nucleotides. Its product is annotated as protein EXORDIUM. Lineage: Eukaryota; Viridiplantae; Streptophyta; Magnoliopsida; Poales; Poaceae. Bases 99 to 1028 code for a protein of 309 amino acids. The record is from RefSeq and is a predicted model, not a curated record. The transcript has a single exon.